Acanthoscelides obtectus is the source of this 420-nucleotide messenger RNA. The record is from the annotation of a GenBank genome assembly. Lineage: Eukaryota; Metazoa; Arthropoda; Insecta; Coleoptera; Chrysomelidae.
AUGUACAAAGAGUUUAAUAAUAGCAUGAGACAUAUCGUGCAUUUCGAAUGUAUAAAUCCUCCACAUCGCCUCAGGCGCGCUAACAUAGCGAACGUCCAGAAACAUUUGAAUUUCGUUGUACAUAGGUUCCUGGAUAGUUGUUGUUUGACCGUCUUCUUCCACGGUUCGUACGACAAUUUGAGCUCUAUCAAAUCCUUUUGUCAGUCAUCCCCAGUCCAAGGCUCGAUUGAGCGAUUUCACGCCACCUUAUUGGAAAUGAUCAGAUCCCAUGUAUCCGAAAAUCCCGACGAACAUCCCUUCAAUAUUCUUCCCUAUGCUGUUCAGUGCUACAAUAGUACUAGAAAUAAAACUACUGGCUUUACACCAUACGAGCUCGUGUUUGGCCACACUCUGGUCGUCCGCCCGAACACGUAUAUUUAG